Cheilinus undulatus (humphead wrasse) is the source of this 2426-nucleotide messenger RNA. RefSeq names its product annexin A11a (gene anxa11a). Gene Ontology annotation, biological process: phagocytosis; cytokinetic process. Gene Ontology annotation, cellular component: cytoplasm. Gene Ontology annotation, molecular function: calcium-dependent phospholipid binding; calcium ion binding. NCBI's taxonomy places the organism in Eukaryota, Metazoa, Chordata, Actinopteri, Labriformes, Labridae. Bases 138 to 1814 code for a protein of 558 amino acids. The transcript is spliced from 15 exons. The record is from RefSeq and is a predicted model, not a curated record.
CGUCAUUGACGGGCAGAUGGGUGGGUUCCCUAAAUGGAAAGUAUGAGUCCCACCCACAUCAACAGUUGAAUACAGUCCGUACUGGGGCUGGAUGAAGAAAUAUUUCUUCCUGAAACGGACAGCGAGCAUACAAAACCAUGAGUUAUCCAGGAUACCCCCCUCAGACAGGUGGCUACCCUCCACAGCCUGGGGCCUACCCUCCACAGCCUGGGGCCUACCCACCUCAGCCUGGAGCUUACCCUCCUCAAGCGGGAAGCUACCCCCCUCAGCAGGGUGGCUAUCCACCACAGGCGGCGGGCUAUCCGCCACAGGCAGGAGGCUACCCACAACAGGCGGGUGGCUUUCUGCCACAGGCAGGAGGCUACCCACCACAGACUGGGGGCUACCCACAGGCACCACCACCAGGCAGCUGGGGAGGUGGUCCUACUGGUGGAUAUCCCUCAAUUGGUUUAGACGGUUUAUCUAACCCUGGAUACAAUGCUGGCAUGGCCAACCAGAUACCUGCAGGCAUGGGGGGUUAUCCCCCAAACCCAACCUUGUACCCUCAAGUCCCUGGGGGGUACCCACCCGCCUCUCAACCUAGUGGGUAUGGUGCCCCUUUCCCUAACCAACAGUCAUUUGGCCUGUACCCACAGCCAGGAGGGACCAUGCCCCCACCACAAGGCCCAGGAAUGGGCUACCCUGGUCAGCCAGGCCAGCAAAUGCCCGGAUACCCCCGUGCACCGUCACCCAACCCACCCAUGGCUGGCUAUGGAGCAGCACCAGCACCCAUGCCAGGGUACCCAAAGGUCCCCUCACCCAAUCCAUCCAUGCCAGCCUAUGGAGGAGGAGCUAUGCCAAUAGCUCCGGCUAUCAAUAGAGGUUUCAGGGGAACAAUCAAGGACUAUCCUGGAGCUGAUCCACUCAGAGACGCAGAGGUCCUGAGGAAGGCUAUGAAAGGCUUUGGAACUGAUGAGCAAGCCAUCAUCGACUUACUGGGGAGUCGCUCCAAUAAGCAGCGUGUGCCUUUGCUCCGAUCCUACAAAACAGCCUAUGGAAAGGAUCUGAUUAAGGACCUGCAUUCAGAGCUCUCUGGAGACUUCAGGAAGCUUGUCAUGGCCACAUUGAAGAGCCCAGCUGAGUUUGAUGCCUAUGAGCUCAACAGUGCCAUAAAGGGAGCCGGAACUGAUGAAGCCUGUCUGAUAGAGAUCCUGUCUUCCCGCUCAAAUGCUGAAAUCAAGGAGAUAAACCGUAUUUACAAACAAGAAUACAAGAAGACAUUGGAGGAUGCCAUCACUGGAGAUACCUCAGGCCAUUUCCGCAGGCUCCUGGUCUCUCUUGCCCAGGGUAAUCGUGACGAAAGAGAAAAUGUUGAUGUCUCUCUGGCCAAACAAGAUGCUCAGGCCUUGUAUGCUGCUGGAGAGAACAAGCUGGGAACAGACGAGUCCAAAUUCAAUGCAAUUUUGUGUGCCAGGAGCAAAUCCCAUCUCAGAGCAGUGUUUCUUGAGUACCAGCGCAUGUGUGGCAGAGAUAUCGAGAAGAGCAUCAGCAGGGAGAUGUCUGGAGACCUUGAGAGUGGCAUGUUGGCAGUCGUGAAGUGCAUUAAAAACACACCUGCCUACUUUGCUGAGAGACUUUACAAGGCCAUGAGGGGAGCUGGAACCAAAGACAGAACCCUGAUCCGUAUCAUGGUCACCCGUUCUGAGGUUGACCUGCUGGACAUCCGCCAGGAAUAUAUCAAAAACUAUGGCAAGUCGCUGUACACAGCCAUCUCUGGAGACACAUCCGGAGACUACAAGAAGCUCCUAUUGAAGUUCUGCGGGGGCAGUGACUGAAAAGGGAACAGUGUCUACCACACUAUAGAACGUUCUAUAUAUAUCCACUUCUUGCUUAUCUAUGUGCACUAUACACAAUGCAAACUGCAAAGAUGCAUGCCAUGCAAGUUCUAUCAAUGCAAAGUUUACCUUGUUUUAAAGACCUCACUAUUGCUACAUAUUUCCUUUCUACAUGCACUAAAAGUUUAUAUUUUCACUUGUUAUAUCUUGGCUGGAUAUUUGAGUUGAAUAUACGUGGCUAAGCCAUACAAUCAAUGUGCAACAGAUGGCAUUUGAUUUUUGAGAGCUAUAUUUUUUAUGAUAUUUUAGCCGUGCCAAUAUAAACAGAUAUCUAAUGAUAUCUGGCACUUUUACAAGCCAAUCUCUAUGUAUAGCAUAGCUGAAUCUAAAUUGAUACAUGGUAGCUACAUACCAAAGUUGUCUGUUAAUGUUUGCAGCGUUCUAAAUUUUUAUUUUGUCUACCCGACUCAUUUUUGUUGGUCAUAGUUGCUCUGUAAGUGCUACAGAUACUUUAUUUUGUAUACCUUUCAUUGAAGCCUAUAAAAGCACAUUUCAUCAUUUGUUGCUGGUUUUAUCUUUACAAGUCUUGUAAAAAUAAAUGUUGAGAAUGUA